AUGAAAACCCUGUACGCAACCACAAGCAUUGCGUGCAUAAUCUCAUUAGCGGGCGUUAUGCUUGGGAUGGACAUAUCUUCUCUGGCGACCUUUUUGGGUUCGUUUUAUUUCAACAAGUAUUUGGGCUUCCCAGGGCCAUUAGAGCAAGGACUGAUGACUAGCGCAAAUCCAAUAGGAGGGUUUAUUGGAUGCGUUUUCUUUGGGGUCGCAUCAGAAAGAUUAAGCCGAAUCCAAGCCUUUCAGGCCUUCUCUCUCGUUUGGAUUAUGGGCUGCAUCAUCUCUGUUGCUGUUGUCAAUGUGUGGAUGGUAGUUGCAGGAAGGGCGAUCCGGGGAGCCGCUAUAGGUGGGUUGUCGGUUUUGAUUCCGACGUAUAUUGGUGAAGUGGUACCACUCAACAAAAAGGGAUUGGUCACGUCGGUGGUUCAGCUCUCCGUAACAGUGGCAGUACUUUUCAUGUUUUUUGUGUGUUUCCUGCUUAAUCUGCUAGAAAAACCACUUUCGUUCAGGGUUGCAUGGGGUCUUGAAAUGGCACCGGCAAUCCUACUAUUUGGCUUUAGUAACCUUCUGUCGGAGUCACCUCGGUGGUUGGCAAUCCACGGAUACUAUGACAAAGCUCAGGAGAAAAUGCGUAAAUUGGCGCUCUUUAAUUCUGGAGAAGAAGGGGACACGAUGGACUUUAAUAAAAUCGAUGUACUAGAUUUUUUGGUGCCCGCUACUCCAAUUUCUUAUUUUCAGUUGUCAAGAAGAGGCUUGAGGAAGCAUAUCUCGAUCGGCAUCACCCUACAAAUACUCGUGCAAGUAUGCGGCAUGAACACUUUGAUGUUUUAUGCCGUAUAUAUUUGUGACAUGAUAGGUCUCCAGGGUAAUUCAAAACUUAUUGCUGCCGCUGUACCAUAUUCCGUGAACGUUGUUUUCACGUUUGUUCCGAUACUUUUAUUGGACAAGUUGAAGAGAAGGGAUAUUCUUAUCCCUGGUUCAUUUAUUUUGGCAAUAUUAAUGCUUGUGAUUGGAUGUAUUAUGGGACAAUAUGGUCGUGAUUCAGAGCCUAUUGGUGGAAAUACUGCCGUCGUCUGGACGGUAACGGGUACCCCUGGGCUUCUUGUGCUAUUACUUUGUUUCGCGUUCGUUGGCGUAUUUUCUGCAACUUUGUCCUGCUGCGCAUGGCUUUAUACUAAUGAGAUCUUGCCCGCUAGGGCUAAAGCGAAAGGGAUGGUAGUGGCUAUGUCAGUAAGCUGGAUGUUAAAUGCUACUCUAACUUUCAUAACUCCGUUUUUCCUAAGCAAAAUCAAGUGGGUCACAUUUGUAAUUUUGGGAAGCUGCACAUUUUUUUUGGCCAUGAUCGUGGCACUAGUCUUUCCAGAAACAUACGGGCUGGCAGAGUCAGAAAUUGAAAACUUGUUCAAUAAGAGCACGUUUUCGGCCAAGGCGGAAGAUAGUAACCUGGACACUGGGUGCAUUGUACGCUCUUGUGCUCCAUCGCCCGCCAUUCAUUUAAAGGCAAUGGAGCCAGACUCUAAUACUGAACCGCAAACAAGCGAACAUCAUGAGGUUAAAGUAAAAGUAACAGUAUAA
This is a messenger RNA of Lachancea mirantina, 1572 nucleotides long. The record is from the annotation of a GenBank genome assembly. Lineage: Eukaryota; Fungi; Ascomycota; Saccharomycetes; Saccharomycetales; Saccharomycetaceae.